CCAGGACCGAAGAUAUUCGGAGGGGUCAUAGCGCUGACGCAAGGCCAUUGAGUUUGCUGUCUUUGGCCUUCAUAUCUAUCUCGGCGUUAUCAUCCCCGCAUCGCGUGGCGGCAUCGAAACCGCGUCAUCCAUCGAUCCGCCCGCCUGACGCGCCUCCCGUCCAAUCCCGUGCCGCGCGGGAGCCUGGGCCCUCCGCCGCGCCGCGUAUAAAACCACGACGCCGCCCCGUCGCCACCCAUCUCCUCCUCCCCCAUCGCGUCAGAAGAGGUGUGUAACCCGUGAGAUCGUCCAGCUCGUUCCUGACAUCGUCCCCAGCCACCUCCGCUCCUCUCACUCACCCACCACCACCAACCACCAUGUGCUGCACAGCCCACACCCAGCCCUCCUCCACUCCCGCCUCCGCCAAGGCCACCACCGGCGACGCGGCGGCGCCCACGAACGCGAGCGCGCCCCAGUGCUGCCACUGCGGCUGGCGCGGCGCGCACGCCCCGGACUGCCCGUUCAAGUAGACGGCGCGCGAGCCUGGUCCGCGCGUGAGAGGUGCGC
Messenger RNA from Schizophyllum commune H4-8, 546 nucleotides. RefSeq lists its product as uncharacterized. The record is from RefSeq and is a predicted model, not a curated record. Lineage: Eukaryota; Fungi; Basidiomycota; Agaricomycetes; Agaricales; Schizophyllaceae. The annotation marks the transcript as partial. The transcript has a single exon.